Molecule: messenger RNA, 1716 nt
Organism: Bursaphelenchus xylophilus (pine wood nematode)
Lineage: Eukaryota; Metazoa; Nematoda; Chromadorea; Rhabditida; Aphelenchoididae
Source: the annotation of a GenBank genome assembly
AUGACCAAGUUCGUGUUAACGGCCGCUAUGGUCGGCUCGACCGUAGUGAUCAUGGCCUGCUUGUUUUCGGCGGUAGUCAUCUUCAACGACAUCAACAACCUCUACAGUGACAUUAUGACUGACAUGGGAGAAUUUAAAGUUGUUUCAAACGAGGCCUGGAGCGGAGUCAUCGCAAUUUCCAAGCCACGACCAGCCUCCAGCGCCCUGCAAUUGGAGCGCCCAAGAACGUUCCAGCAGUUGAUUGGACGUUCCAAACGUAACGCGCAAUGCUCGUGCGCCCCGCAAAAAAGCAAAUGCCCUCCGGGCCCGCCAGGACCACCAGGAGAGCGAGGAGACCAAGGAGAGCCCGGUCCAAACGGAGUCGAUGGCAAAGCCGGCGGCCCUGGAGAGCCAAUUAUCAAAUCUUCUUCGGAGACGCCUCAAGAUUGCAUCGCCUGCCCACCGGGCCCUCCAGGAAAGCCCGGUAGACCCGGACCAGUUGGAGAGAAAGGACCUCCAGGCUACAAAGGUCUGCCCGGGUAUCCGGGAGAGGACGGAUUCCCCGGCCCACGAGGACCCCCCGGAGAUCAAGGAGAGCCCGGCGAGCCAGGCAAGGAAGGCCGCGCCGGAUUCCCCGGACUGGAUGGACAUAAGAAUGCUCCUGCCAUUCCUGGACCAAAGGGAGCUCCAGGACAUCGUGGACCGGCUGGAGAGCCAGGACCACCAGGAGAGGUUACAGAAGGCGCCCCAGGAGAAGACGGAGAGCCCGGACCUGAGGGAGAACCCGGAACACCCGGUAAAGAUGGAACUCCAGGAGAGGAGGGAAUCAAGGGAAGACCAGGACAAGACGCGGCUUACUGUCCAUGCCCUGAGAAGUCAAACCCAUGGCCUGCAGCUCCUCCGGCCUUCUCACCAAAGAAGAAACCCGAGCCGGUCGCUGCCAAACCUGCAAGCCAAGAAGCUCCUGUCGCUUCAACAUCUACUCCGGCUGCUUCAAAGCCAGCUCCAACUAGUGCUCCGGCUGCCCCAGCUGCCGCUACUGGCUACAACGCUCCUCCACAGCCAGCUGCCGCUCAAGGAUAUGAUGGCCCGGCCGCUCCCGUGAGCGCUGCUCCAGUUACUAACAAGCCUAGUGCUAGCGGCUCAGCUCAAGGUGGAUAUGAUGCCACGCCACUACCCGCAGCGUCAGUUCAGAAUUCUUUCGGCGCUUUCCCAACCUCCGCUCCAAUCCCGGCGUUCAAUAAUGCUCCAUCAACAGCCGCCACACAAGCACCUGUUGCUCCAGUCACAACACGAGCUCCCGCACCGGCUCCAGCAGCCACCACAUCGCCAGUUCCUCCUCCAGCAGCCCCCGUAACAGCGCCAGUUUCUGCUCCAGCCCCUUAUGCCGCUGUGACGGCCGCUCCGGCAGCUCAAGGUUACGACCAACCCGCUUAUGUUGCUCCGGCCGCCCCAACCAAAGCCCCAACGGGUCCAGUCGUUGAGUCGAGCGUCGAUUUCGACGAAGCCCCAACUCCGGCCCCCAAGAAGCCUCGCCGCAAGCUGAAGCAACGGCCGGACGGCCAACAACCCGGCUAUGGUCCUGAGCUGAAAAACCAGGGCCCUGCGUCGCCUCAGGAUCUCGGCUUCGGAGCCGCUGGAGUGCCCAAAAGCAGCGCCCCGGUGAACACGGUGGGAUAUGUGGGAGACAUGCGAAGACGACGACGACUGAAGAAGACCCGCAAGAUCAAGGUCUAA